AUGGAGGCUCUUAAACAAGAGGCUGCAGACCUUAAGUCUAAAAUACAAGCUGAAAGGCAGGCUAAGAACGAUUCCACUCUAGAGGAAAUUUGUAAAGAUGUAGCCGCUAUACCCAAAGUCAACAUGCGUGUCCGACGAAAUUUAAGGGGUCAUUUAGCCAAGAUAUACGCCAUGCAUUGGUCGGCCGAUAAUCAACACAUUGUAUCUGCUUCGCAAGAUGGAAAACUGCUCGUGUGGGACGCGUAUACGGCGAACAAGGUGGAUGCUAUCCCCUUACGAUCAUCGUGGGUGAUGUCCUGUGCGUAUGCACCAUCCGGGAACUUUGUAGCCUGUGGUGGUCUAGAUAACAUCUGUUCAGUUUAUAACCUACGAUCAAAAGACGGGACAUCCCGUGUUACACGAGAAUUGGCCAGUCACAAAGGAUAUCUGUCUUGCUGUCGAUUUAUAAAUGACAAGGAAAUUGUCACGUCCUCCGGAGAUAUGACUUGCGGCUUGUGGGAUGUCGAAACCGGAAAGAUGAAAACAUCCUUCACUGGACACACCGGAGACUGCAUGUUCCUGUCGCUGAGCAAGAACGGUGACAACACAUUCGUCUCGGGUGCCUGUGAUGCCGUUGCCAAGCGUUGGGAUCUGCGCACCGGCCAGUGCAUCCAGACCUUCACCGGACAUGAGAGCGAUAUCAACUCAGUAGAGCACUUCCCGGACUCUAUGGCGUUUGCCACCGGAUCCGACGACAGUGAUUGUAAAGUGUUUGAUAUCCGUGCGGACUGUGAGAUGAUACAACUGACCGAGGCUAAGCUGGUGUGCGGGAUUACCUCCGUAUCGUUCUCGCGCUCGGGCCGACUGUUAUUCGCGGGUUACGACGAUUUUGAAUGUCACGUGUGGGAUACAUUGAAGGGACAACGGGUAGGAGAAUUGGUAGGUCAUGAAAAUCGAGUGUCAUGUCUUGGUGUGUCACAAGAUGGUAUGGCGCUAUGUACUGGAUCUUGGGAUUCGAUGUUGAAGGUCUGGAAUUAA
Sphaeroforma arctica JP610 is the source of this 1017-nucleotide messenger RNA. RefSeq names its product guanine nucleotide-binding protein subunit beta-1. Bases 1 to 1017 code for a protein of 338 amino acids. Gene Ontology annotation, cellular component: heterotrimeric G-protein complex; cytoplasm. Lineage: Eukaryota; Ichthyosporea; Ichthyophonida. The record is from RefSeq and is a predicted model, not a curated record. Gene Ontology annotation, biological process: G protein-coupled receptor signaling pathway. The transcript is spliced from 6 exons. Gene Ontology annotation, molecular function: signaling receptor complex adaptor activity; protein binding.